AUGAACGCUAGCGACUCGACCCGCAAGAUGUGGCCUGUUGACUUUGAGCUCGAAUACGAGGUCAAGCUCUACUCCGCUCAGCUUGAGACUGCGCUGCACGUCCACAACACGUUCACGAAGCCAAUUGACUUCCAUGCGCUACUGCACAACUUCAUUUACGCUCACGAUGUGCGCGACAAUGGUGUGUGGAUUUCAGAACUGAAGGGCCUCGAAUACUUCGAUAAGGUCUCCAAGACGAACAAGACUGAAAUACGCGACGCCUUUGGCUUGACGGCACAGACAGACAGCAUUUACAAGAAUGCCCCCAACAAGGUGCGUGCUGACAUGAGGGGAGCCCACUUUGACUACACCAUCGAGGUCGAGAAGGAGGGCUCGAUCGACGACAGCAACAACGCCUCUGCAACCAAGACCGAUGUGGUCAUCUGGAACCCAUGGGCUGACCGCGCCAAGACAAUGGACGACUUCGGUGACGAGGAGUACAUCAACAUGGUAGCCAUCGAGCCUGGUCGUGUGAGCGAGAAGCUGGUGCUUCCGGCUGGAGAGACGUACACUCUUCACCAGACCAUUUCGGUCCAGCGCUUUUCUUAA
Phytophthora nicotianae INRA-310 is the source of this 588-nucleotide messenger RNA. RefSeq lists its product as hypothetical. Gene Ontology annotation, biological process: carbohydrate metabolic process. The transcript has a single exon. Bases 1 to 588 code for a protein of 195 amino acids. The record is from RefSeq and is a predicted model, not a curated record. Lineage: Eukaryota; Oomycota; Peronosporomycetes; Peronosporales; Peronosporaceae. Gene Ontology annotation, molecular function: carbohydrate binding; isomerase activity.